Messenger RNA from Entamoeba dispar SAW760, 933 nucleotides. RefSeq lists its product as uncharacterized. Gene Ontology annotation, molecular function: serine-type endopeptidase activity. Gene Ontology annotation, biological process: proteolysis. The transcript has a single exon. Gene Ontology annotation, cellular component: membrane. Bases 1 to 933 code for a protein of 310 amino acids. Lineage: Eukaryota; Evosea; Mastigamoebida; Endamoebidae. The record is from RefSeq and is a predicted model, not a curated record.
AUGAAUGAUAACAAACAAGAAGUACCACUUGAUUUGGAGCCAAUAAUUAUUUCACCAUCUCAUUGUUAUUUAUAUGGGAUUGAUGGAAAUGUACAAGAAAUAAUUAAUGAAAGUAGAAGUAGAAAAAUAUGUUUAUAUUCUUAUUUUCCAUGUCUUAUUCAACCGAUUUGUAAAAGAUCCAAUUUAAAACGAUAUUUAUAUUUUUUUAUUUCAGUAACAUUUAUAAUAACAACAAUUGAAUUAAUAUUGUUUUUUAUUAGUGCAUUGUUUGAACAUGAAAAAGAUUCUUAUAUUUUAAUUCUAACUACUAAUUCAAUUAAAAUUGUUGGAGGAAAGAAUUUAUCAUUAAUUAAAUGUGAGUACCAAUACUUUAGAUUAGUACUUCCUAUUUUUUUACAAAACAAUCUUCUUCAAUUAAUUGUCACAACUUUUAUUCAAUUGAAAUUUGGAAUUAUUGUAGAAAGAAUAUUGGGAAGUUCAUGGUACUUUAUUAUGUAUUUAUUUUGUGGAACAAUGCCAUUAUUUGGGAGUUAUUUAUUUGCUUACAAAUUACCAUUUAUUGGUUGUUCUUCUUCUUUAAUAGGAAUAAUGAUAAUUUGGAUUUUACAAAUGAUCAUUCAAAAAGAGAAAUACCAUCCAAUUGUUUGGGUUCAACUCUUUAUUUCAGCUAUUUUUAGUGUAUUAUUAAUUAUUGGUAGUUGUUUAUUUACACAAAUUGAUGGUGUUUCAAUUAUAUUUUCUAUUGGAACAGGGAUGUUAUGUGGACUAACAUAUUUUGGCGAUAAUUUUAAAUCUUGUUUAACAAAUAUCUUCUUUAAAUGGGCAAAUAGACUUCUCCCUAUUAUAUUGUAUUUGUCAAUACUUACGCUCACAAUUUUUGUUAUUCAUUUUGUUUUACCAGUGUCAUGUCAUUCUACUCAAACCGCUUCUUAA